AUGGUAGCCGGAGCCGUGGGCGGAAUGACAGCCGCCGCCCUUACCGCGCCCCUCGACGUCCUCAAGACCCGCCUCCAGUCAGACUUCUACCAAGCCCAGCUCCGCGCCGCGCGGCAAGCCCACGCGAACAUGAACCCGGUGCGCGCGGGCAUGUACCACCUCACAGAAACGCUCCAGAUCCUCUCCUCGGUGCCGAAGCAAGAAGGCUGGCGCGCGCUCUUCAAGGGCCUGGGGCCGAACCUCGUCGGCGUCAUCCCGGCGAGGUCGAUCAACUUCUACGUGUACGGCAACGGCAAGCGGCUCAUCUCGGAAUACCUCAACCACGGGCAGGAGGCGUCGUGGGUGCACCUGAGUGCGGCCGUCGUCGCGGGCGUGGCGACGGGUACGGCGACGAACCCGAUCUGGCUCAUCAAGACGCGGCUGCAGCUGGACAAGAACGUCGCGGAGCAGACGGGCGGCGUGGCGAAGCGGCAGUACAAGAACAGCCUGGACUGCAUAAGGCAGUCGACGCUGCAGUGGGUGCUGUACGAGCGGCUCAAGAAGUCGCUGAGGCACCGCGAGGAGAGGCUCGUGGCCAGCGGGCGCGAGUGGAACUGGUGGGACCACUUUGUGGACUACACGGGCAAGGCGGGCGCGGCCGGCGGCGCAAAGCUAUUCGCGGCCGUGAUAUCUUAUCCGCACGAGGUCGCGAGAACACGAUUACGACAGGCACCAACGGCGGGCGGACAGCCGAAAUACACAGGCCUGGUCCAGUGCUUCAGGCGCGUGUGGAUAGAGGAGGGCCUGGUGGGCCUGUAUGGCGGGCUGACACCGCACCUCAUGCGGACGGUGCCGAGUGCUGCCAUCAUGUUCGGCAUGUACGAGGUCAUCCUUCGGUUCCUGGAGACCCCGUCAUGA
Molecule: messenger RNA, 897 nt
Organism: Diaporthe citri
Lineage: Eukaryota; Fungi; Ascomycota; Sordariomycetes; Diaporthales; Diaporthaceae
Exons: 4
Coding region: 1-897 (298 amino acids)
Biological process (GO): pyrimidine nucleotide import into mitochondrion
Cellular component (GO): mitochondrion
Molecular function (GO): pyrimidine nucleotide transmembrane transporter activity
Source: RefSeq, a predicted model, not a curated record